GUUUCUCUCUCACACUGAUGGAGAAUAUGAUCUGUGUGAUCGUUUUACUGUGUUCAUGUGUGUGGCAUCUGACCGGUGAGUGAAUACUUUAAGAUUUUACUUCUUACGGUCGCUGCCUGAACUUACAGGAUUCACUUUAGCCACAAUAUUCACCUAAAAAUAUGCAUGUGGAUCACCUAAAUAUAUUUAAGUUUAUUUCAGCCUCACAAUGUGUGUGUUUGUGUUGUUCAGGUGUGUUUGGUGAUGAAGUGAAGUCAGUGUCAGUGAUGGAGGGACAUUCUGUGACUCUACACACUGAUACUGAACUACACACACAUGAUGUGAUCGAGUGGAUGUUUGGUGUUCAGAGUCCAGAUGAGAUUAUAGCUGAAUUCUACAGAGAAGCCAAUAUAACAUCAUUUAUUAAUGAGAGAUUGAAGAAUCAUGUAGAGAUAGAUGCUCAGACUGGAUCUCUCAUCAUCACAAACAUCACAACUCAACACACUGGACGCUAUCAACUAGAGAUCAACAGAAAACCUUCUGCUCACAUCAGACACUUCAAUCUGACUGUCUAUGCUCGUCUGUCUGUUCCCGUCAUCUCCAGAGUCUCUUCUCAAUGUUCUUCAUCAUCUUCAUCAUCAUGUUGUUGUGUGUUGUGUUCAGUGAUGAAUGUGUCACAUGAUGUGAGCGUCUCCUGGUACAAAGGAAAGAGUUUAUUGUCCAGCAUCAGUGUGUCUGAUCUCAACAUCAGUGUGUCUGAUCUCAACAUCAGACUCUCUCUACCUCUGGAGGUGGAAUAUCAGGACACAAACACAUACAGAUGUGUGGUCAACAAUCCCAUCACAAACCACACACAACAUCUACACAUCACUCAACUCUGUCACACGUCUGCAGGUCUCACCUUUGUUCUGAUCUGUUGUGCUGUUGUUGGAUUUCUGACGAUUGUAACGGCACUUCUGAUCUUCUACAUCAGCAGAAAACACAGAAAAACUAUAAAUAAAGAUCAUCAGACCGGUGAAGAGGAGAUCACGUAUGCAGAACCAACCUUCUGUGAAAGACCAACACAUAAACCGGUGAGAUCAUUCAUGACUGAUCAUGUGGAGUUAUUACAGUCAUUCAUUCAAAUCAACCUCAGAAAAAUACAUCUUAAAUUAAACUCAUAACACAAACGGAUCCUGUGAUCGCCAUUACAAUGGAAAACUAAAUAUUUAUAUACACUAUUAAAAA
Molecule: messenger RNA, 1206 nt
Organism: Triplophysa rosa
Lineage: Eukaryota; Metazoa; Chordata; Actinopteri; Cypriniformes; Nemacheilidae
Product: natural killer cell receptor 2B4-like
Exons: 4
Coding region: 162-1142 (326 amino acids)
Source: RefSeq, a predicted model, not a curated record